AUGUCCAAAAUUUUGAAGGUUAGACAUAGUAUGAUGGGUAUCAUGAAUAUCAAGGAUUGCCAUGAGAUAGCGAGGUAGAUUAUCAAAAUAGUAAGUCGAUUCAUCGAGAUAAUGGCGAUAGUUUUAAAUUUCAACAAAUUUGGUGAGGUAACUAAUGCAAUUCCAAAGGUUUGUAUUAUUAUAAUUGAAUCGUAGACCAUGACGCAGAUAUUGUAUGCUAAUUGGCUUUGGUAAUGGAUCGAAAAGGUUAUUAAGAUCAUGACAAAUUUGAAUAUCCUCAAAAAUUUGUAUAUUUAAAUUUCUCCUAUAAUUUCAGUAUAUGAUAAAAAUAGAAUGGCCAUUAUGGUUAUUAGUAGAAUAUUACAUAGGUCGACAAUUUCAACUUGCUGGGAUUGGAUAAAUAGAGGCAAAGCAAUGUAAAACUGGUGA
Molecule: messenger RNA, 429 nt
Organism: Paramecium octaurelia
Lineage: Eukaryota; Ciliophora; Oligohymenophorea; Peniculida; Parameciidae
Source: the annotation of a GenBank genome assembly